AUGAAAGGUAGCGGGGUUUCCCCAAAUAGGAACACCUAUAAUAUCUUGGUUCAUGGCUAUUGUAAGUUGAGGUGGUUGAAGGAGGCUGCCGAGGUUGUCGAGUUGAUGAGAGCAAACGACAUGGUACCGGAUAUUUGGACUUAUAAUACAAUCAUGAGGGCCUACAAUACUUUGGUUGACGGGUGUUUUCAAUGGCGGGGGAGUGUGGAGGCAUUCAAGUUGGUUGAGGAAAUGAAGGGAAAGGGAGUCAAGCCGAACGCGGUGACUCACAAUAUAAUGGUGAAGUGGUACUGUAAGGAAGGUAAGAUGGAUGAAGCCGGCUGUGUCGUGGCAAAGAUGGUGGAGAGUGGGUUUUCACCGGACUGUUUUACUUAUAAUACUAUGAUCAAUGGUUAUUGUAAAGCAGGAAAUCUGGGAGAAGCUUUUAAGAUGAUGGAUGAAAUGGGGAGGAAAGGUUUAAAGAUGGAUACUUUUACUCUGAACACUAUAGUACACAGAUUGUGCGUGGAGAAGCUGCUCAAAGAGGCAUACGAGUUGACUGUGAAGGCUGCAAAGCGAGGUUAUAUUCUCGAUGAGGUAACCUAUGGAACUCUAAUCAUGGGAUACUUUAAAAAUGAACAAACAAACAAAGCUCUGAAGCUUUGGGAUGAGAUGAAGGAGAAGGGGAUCAUUCCUAGUGUUGUCACUUAUAACACUAUAAUUAGGGGGUUGUGCCAUUCUUUAAAAACUGAUCAGGCUGUAGAUAAAUUGAAUGAGCUUUUAGAUAAAGGUUUGGCCCCCAAUGAAGCUAUGUGUAACAUAAUUAUUCAUGGUUACUGCUGGGAGGGAGCAGUGGAGAAAGCAUUCUUGUUCUAUAACAGAAUGGUUGAGAACUCAUUCAAGCCGGAUGUUAUUACAUGUAACAUUCUUCUUUGAGGGCU
Arachis duranensis is the source of this 920-nucleotide messenger RNA. Its product is annotated as pentatricopeptide repeat-containing protein At2g16880. The transcript has 2 exons. Lineage: Eukaryota; Viridiplantae; Streptophyta; Magnoliopsida; Fabales; Fabaceae. Bases 1 to 915 code for a protein of 304 amino acids. Gene Ontology annotation, molecular function: protein binding. The record is from RefSeq and is a predicted model, not a curated record.